Dujonia railenensis is the source of this 813-nucleotide messenger RNA. The record is from the annotation of a GenBank genome assembly. Lineage: Eukaryota; Fungi; Ascomycota; Pichiomycetes; Serinales; Debaryomycetaceae.
AUGCCAGUUUUCGAAUUAAGGAAGUUUUCAAAGCUACUAAAUCCCUCUCUGACAGAAUCUUCUUGGCACCAUCAUCCCGAGAGAUCUGAAUUAUAUUUGAGCUUUGAAGCACUAGCUGAGCUGGCAUUUAAAGUGAAAGUCCUAUGGAGAUACACUAUAUUUGAACAAGCAGAGUUUACCACAAGCAAUAGUCACUCACCCUCUGGGAAUACUCUAACUGUUAGGUAUAAACAACCGAGUCUCUCUUUCAAAUUCAUUGAUCCCACUGCUGAGAACAAAAUUCUAAGGUCGAGGUUCCAAGUCAGUUUUUAUACAAAUGAAGAAUUUGCAAAAUGCUUAAAGUAUUUAGAAGAUAUAGAAGUUUACACUAGAAAGGUUAGUGCUCCUUCAAUUUCCUCUGAAACGAAUUCACAAUUUCAAGCUGAUACACACUCUCAAACUUGGUUCUCUCAGUCUCAAACUUGGCAAGAAAGUCAAUCUCUGGUUACACGUCAUAGCUUACUCCCUCCAACCCAAGAGAUUCCAUCUUAUGGUAGUGGCUUCCAGUUUCCUAUGCCUCGUCAAAUGGAGCAACAGAAGCAAAUUUCAAAUCCACUGAGCAAAAAUAAUUCAAUCAUUGGCACAGAUUUGAGCCUACUUGGGGAUUUGACAUUUGGUAUUGAUACAACGACGGAAUCAAACUUCCUUCCUAUCGACAUUCGAGAUACUUCUGAUGAUAUUUUGAAAGGAAUAAUUUUAAAAACUCUAGAUGAUCCUAAGUUUUUGGAAUACUGUGAAAGGGUGGAUGACAUUGUUCGAAGAAACGGAUUAUAA